Erinaceus europaeus (western European hedgehog) is the source of this 2034-nucleotide messenger RNA. RefSeq names its product tRNA splicing endonuclease subunit 54 (gene TSEN54). Gene Ontology annotation, cellular component: tRNA-intron endonuclease complex. The record is from RefSeq and is a predicted model, not a curated record. Gene Ontology annotation, biological process: tRNA-type intron splice site recognition and cleavage. The transcript has 11 exons. Bases 94 to 1689 code for a protein of 531 amino acids. NCBI's taxonomy places the organism in Eukaryota, Metazoa, Chordata, Mammalia, Eulipotyphla, Erinaceidae.
CCCCCACGGGCUGGCUCUAGGGCCGCGCGGACUCCUGGCGGUGGGCGGGGCCAGGGCGGCCCGAAUGCGCAGGCGCAAACGACCGCCCACCCGAUGGAGCCAGAAACCGAGUCGGGAACCGUGGAGGUUCCCGCCGGGCGCGUGCUCAGUGCCCCGGAGCUCCUAGCUGCCCGCUCGCGGCCGCAGAGGCUGCCCCAGCGCUCGCAUGGCCCCAAGGACUUCCUCCCCGACGGCUCAGCAGCCCAGGAGGAACGGCUGCGCCGGUGCCGCCAGGAGCUCUGGCAGCUGCUGGCCGAGGAGCGCGUGGAGCGUCUGGGCAGCUUGGUGGCGGCAGAGUGGAGGCCGGUAGAGGGCUUCGUGGAGUUGAAGUCUCCUGCGGGUAAAUUCUGGCAAACCAUGGGCUUCUCGGAGCAGGGACGGCAGCGACUUCACCCCGAAGAGGCUUUGUAUUUGCUGGAGUGUGGUUCCAUCCAGCUCUUCCACCAAGACCUGCCACUGUCUAUCCAGGAGGCUUACCAGCUGCUGCUGACCGGAGAUACUGUAACUUUUCUGCAGUACCAGGUCUUCAGUCACUUGAAAAGACUGGGCUACGUGGUCCGACGAUUCCAGCCAAGCUCCAUCCUGUCCCCUUAUGAAAGGCAGUUGAACUUGGAUGGCAGUGCCCAACACUUGAAGGACAAGAACAGCAAGAGAAAGAGGAGGAGCUCCAGCUCUUGGUCCACUAAUAAGAAGCCCAAGGCCCAGGAGAACCCCCUACAGGGGGUGGAUGGGACACCUGAGAACCCGACAACCUCCAACCCAUCUCCCUGCAACCAGAACAGCCGAUGCCUAGAGGAGGACCCCCAGGAAUCAAGCCUUGUAAAGGGCUCAACAGGCCCCUUUCGGCUUCUAGGGUCCUUGGAGCCCUGUCCUGGCCGGGCCAGAGAGGGGUUGGGGUGCAAUUGGGAGAAUGGUCGAGUAGAAAAUGGGGUGAGACGGGCUGGUAAGCCUCGUUGGAACUUUGAGCAAAUCUGCUUCCCCAACUUGGCUUCAGACAGCCGCCAUACCCUUCUGCUUGCCCCAGCCCCAGAGCUGCUCCCGGCCAACGUGGCUGGGCGGGAGACAGAUGCUGAGGACUGGUGCCACAAGCUGAACCAGAGGAAGGAGAAACUCUCCAAGCAGGAACGAGAGCAGCAGGCAGAGGGCCGUGACUUCCGAGAGGAUGUCAACUUGGAUCCUGAGGUGCUGUGCUGCUCUGGCUGGCAGGAGUACAAGGAGCUGCUGCAGAGGCGGCACCUGCAGAAGACCCAGAGCCGUCCCCAACAUCUGUGGGACCAGCCUGUCACCCCCUUGCUGAGCCCCAGCCAGGCUAACACCCCAGCCACAGUCCUUCAGCAGAUCUCUGUGCUGCAGACAACACACCUUGAUGACGGAGGUGCCUGGCUGCUGGAAAAAUCUGGGGGCUUGGAGAUCACCUUUGAUGUUUACCAGGCUGACGCCGUGGCCACGUUCCGGAAGAAUAACCCCGGCAAACCCUAUGCCCGGAUGUGCAUUAGUGGAUCUGAUGAGCCAGUCCCAGACCUCUGCACCCUCAAGAGAUUGUCCUAUCAGAGUGGUGAUGUCCCUCUCAUCUUCGCCCUGGUGGAUCACGGAGACAUUUCCUUCUACAGCUUCAGGGACUUCACUCUGCCAACAGAUUUGGAACACUGAUUUUACAGUGCCAGGAGCCUGCUUUGGGGGACCUGGACUACCUACACUCAGGACCAUCUCUGCUGCCUGCUACACCCAGACUCUAACCUGCAUAUCAAGGGGCCAGUGUGGCGUUUGACCCUGGCUCUCAUGCCUGCAGGAGACCAAGGCUGUGCCCCCCUCAUUUGACUGCUGUAGCACUUCCAAGCCUGGAACUGAGAUUGCGACUUUGCUGUUACCCCCUUGGAGCCCUGGUCGAGAUUUCAGAGAGCCACGGAAGGCAGAAGAGAGGACUCAGUGCCUUUAAACUAGAGGGUGCCUGCUUCAUGCGACAAAGCCAAAGCCAUUAAAAUUAGAUCCCUUUUC